Molecule: messenger RNA, 1169 nt
Organism: Quercus lobata
Lineage: Eukaryota; Viridiplantae; Streptophyta; Magnoliopsida; Fagales; Fagaceae
Gene: TLP18.3
Product: thylakoid lumen 18.3 kDa protein
Exons: 3
Coding region: 110-994 (294 amino acids)
Source: RefSeq, a predicted model, not a curated record
AGAAAAAGAAAGAUAUAGCAAAACCACUAUCUUCCUCUCUCUCUCUCUCUCUCUCUCUCUCUCCUUUCCCUUCAUGCUUCAACAUUUGUGAACCUCCUUGCUUUCUCCCAUGGAAACCAUUCUCUCCCCUCAUUCUCUAUCCCCUCUCUUCAACCCCAAACCUUCAUCUCCAAAGACCCUACUGUCCUCUCUCCAACCCAAAUCACACUCUCUUUCUCUCACCAAACCUAUUACCUCAAGCCUCAAAAAACACCAACUUCAAUCACUAAAGCCAUCUUUACCAAUACCCACAAGCUGGUUUUCUUAUGCCCAACAAGGACUAGCAGCUCUAGCUCUCACUCUAGCACUCAACUUUAGUCCACUCUUGCCUAGUGGCAAUGCACUAGCUUCUGAGUUUGAUGUACUUAAUGAGGGGCCACCUAAAGAAACUUACGUAAUUGAUGAUGCAGGUGUGCUUAGUCGAGUGACAAGGUCGGACUUGAAAAGGUUGUUGUCUGAUUUAGAGUCAAGGAAGAACUUCCAUAUUAACUUCAUCACUGUUAGAAAGCUCACCAGCAAAGCUGAUGCUUUUGAGUAUGCUGACCAAGUUUUGGAGCGUUGGUAUCCCUCAGUUGAAGAGGGGAAUGAUAAGGGCAUAGUUGUGCUUGUUACCAGUCAAAAGGAAGGGGCAGUAACAGGUGGACCUGCAUUUGUCCAAGCUGUUGGAGAAACUAUUCUUGAUGCCACUGUAUCAGAAAACCUCCCUGUAUUGGCUACAGAAGAAAAGUACAAUGAAGCUGUCUAUAGCAGUGCCAAAAGGCUAGUAGCUGCCAUCGAUGGGCUUCCAGAUCCCGGUGGACCUACGUUUAAAGACAAUAAACGUGAAUCCAAUUUCAAAACCAAGGAAGAGACUGAAGAGAAGCGGGGACAGUUCUCUCUUGUAGUUGGAGGUUUGUUAGUGAUUGCCUUUGUUGUUCCUAUGGCACAAUACUAUGCUUAUGUCUCUAGGAAGUAAUGCCAUUUGUAAUUCUAAAUUCUUCUAUUAAAUUACUUCAUUUAAGAUUCGUAACAACGUAUAACAUGCUGUUGUACAAAUGAUCAUGUUAAAAGUUUUCAUGAGAAAAUCAAAAAGUAAGAACAGAGCUUUGUUUAUAAUUGUAAUAUAUGUGUUCGACAACUUCAGUAAUCUA